This is a messenger RNA of Eublepharis macularius, 754 nucleotides long. It is a transcript of the gene TXNL4B, whose product is annotated as thioredoxin like 4B. Gene Ontology annotation, biological process: mRNA splicing, via spliceosome. Gene Ontology annotation, cellular component: spliceosomal complex; U4/U6 x U5 tri-snRNP complex; U5 snRNP. Bases 85 to 534 code for a protein of 149 amino acids. Lineage: Eukaryota; Metazoa; Chordata; Lepidosauria; Squamata; Eublepharidae. The transcript is spliced from 3 exons. The record is from RefSeq and is a predicted model, not a curated record.
CGCGCGCGCCGUGUGUGCCAGUAAGAAUACUGGUUGAGAAGGGCUUUGCGGGGAGGGCGGCUGGUGCUUUCAGGCUGAGUCGUUAUGAGUUUCCUAUUGCCCAAACUAAGCAGCAAAAAGGAAGUGGAUGAGGCGAUCAAGAGCGUGGCCGAGAAAGUCCUGGUGCUUCGUUUUGGUAGAGAUAAGGAUCUUGUCUGCUUGCAGCUGGAUGAUAUUCUUGCAAAAACAGCUCAUGAUUUAAGUAAAAUGGCUACAAUUUACUUGGUGGAUGUAAACAAGGUGCCAGUAUACACCCAGUACUUUGACAUCAGUUAUAUUCCAUCAACAGUCUUCUUUUUCAAUGGGCAGCAUAUGAAAGUGGAUUAUGGAUCUCCAGAUCAUACUAAAUUCAUCGGAAGUUUCAAAACAAAACAAGACUUUAUAGAUCUAAUUGAAGUGAUUUACCGUGGAGCAAUGCGUGGAAAACUCAUUGUCCAAAGUCCAAUUGAUCCUAAGAAUAUUCCUAAAUAUGAUCUCCUCUACCAGGACAUUUAAUGACCCAACUGAAGACUUAUCAAUCCAAACCUUCUUCAAGUGUGUGACAACAUUUAUGAUCAGAGGAAAGAAGAGAAUUCAGACUUUUUAUCCUCAGAAUCAUAUUGGUUAGUAAUUACAAGAUAGAUCUUCUGUCAUGAGUUAACUGGAAUAGUCAUUUGCACUAUUAAAGAAACUGAACUGUUAUAUGGAAAUAUCAAAUAAAUACUUUCAGGCUGUU